UUAAAGAGUCGGGGACAAGGGUUCAGGGAGGGAAGAAGGUUUGAGAGGAGUCAGACUUAGGUCCUAGAGAGCCGCAGUGAACGGGCGCUUUGAAAGAAAAAUCUGAGGGGCUCCAGAGUGGAAAGAGUUUGAGGAGGCUUAGAUUUGUGUCCCAAGGACACUCAGAAUGGGGGCUCCGAAAGGGCUGAGGUCGAAGAAGCGUCCCCCGCCUCAGAGAGCCGUCAUUCAUCGUUGCAGGUCUGAAGUGGGGUCUCAAAUUAAGGACUGGGUGCAAGGAGUUGGUGUCGAUGGAGGAGCAGGACGUCAGGGUUCCAGCUCUGGAACCAUUCAGGGUGGAACAGGCACCACCUGUAAUCUACUAUGUACCUGACUUCAUCUCCAAGGAAGAGGAAGAGUAUUUGCUUCGACAGGUUUUCAAUGCCCCAAAGCCAAAGUGGACCCAGCUUUCUGGGAGGAAGCUACAGAACUGGGGUGGGCUCCCCCAUCCUAAGGGGAUGGUCCCUGAGCGACUGCCCCCGUGGCUCCAGCGCUACGUGGAUAAAGUGUCUGAUCUCAGCCUUUUUGGGGGUCUCCCUGCUAACCAUGUCCUCGUGAACCAGUAUCUGCCUGGGGAGGGCAUCAUGCCCCACGAGGAUGGACCACUCUACUACCCGACCGUCAGCACCAUCAGCCUGGGCUCCCACACCAUGCUGGAUUUCUAUGAACCUCGGCAGCCAGAGGAUGAUGACCCUAUAGAACAGCCCCGGCCACCACCCCAGCCCACUACCUCACUGUUGCUGGAACCGUGCAGCCUGCUGGUGCUCCGUGGUACUGCAUACACACGCCUCCUGCAUGGCAUCGCAGCCACCCAGGUAGACGUGCUGGACACUGCCUCACUGCCACCCAAUGCGGCUGCCUGCAGGUCGGCACUGCCUGGAGCCCACCUGGUGCGCGGCACCCGAGUCUCGCUGACCAUCCGCCGUGUACCCCGAGUACUACGCACUGGUCUCCUGCUCAGCAAGUGACUGCCAGGCUCCAGGAAUGGGUGGUGCCACACCUGCCCCUGGGCCUCUGGCAGCUUCAGACCUGAGUGAGUCCUGCUGAGGAAGUCUAGGAGACACCAUUAUUAGGCAAAAGGCUCUUAACAGGUGUCUUCACCUGAUUCUUUGU
Ictidomys tridecemlineatus (thirteen-lined ground squirrel) is the source of this 1149-nucleotide messenger RNA. RefSeq names its product alkB homolog 6, nucleotide demethylase (gene Alkbh6). Gene Ontology annotation, cellular component: nucleus. Lineage: Eukaryota; Metazoa; Chordata; Mammalia; Rodentia; Sciuridae. The record is from RefSeq and is a predicted model, not a curated record.